Molecule: messenger RNA, 960 nt
Organism: Metarhizium album ARSEF 1941
Lineage: Eukaryota; Fungi; Ascomycota; Sordariomycetes; Hypocreales; Clavicipitaceae
Product: autophagy-related protein 27
Exons: 3
Coding region: 1-960 (319 amino acids)
Source: RefSeq, a predicted model, not a curated record
AUGGCCAUGUUACACUGCGAGAAUAUUCUCAUCAACGGAUAUAAAUUCAACCUAGAGAAGCUCAAGGGCCCGCAUUCUGUCGUCACGUCCAAGUACGACUCGACGACGCACACGCAUCACAACACAACCUAUACACUGGAUGUGUGCCAGCCACUGAAGAAGAGUGGCAAGAGCAAAUCCAAGGAAGAGUGCCCCAAUGGUACCAGAGUGUGCGCUAUUUCGCGGUUCAUCCAAGACGACGUCGACAAGGUCGAAUCAGUCACCGCCAUUGCCGGCAGUCUGGAGAAUGUGGGCGGAUCCCAGUUCGAGUACGAAGCGACGAGGCUGAAUGGGAGCGACUCGAACAGCGACUCGAAGAAGGAGGGCCUGCGACUGGUGCUCAAAGGCGGCAAGCACCCUCUAAACGGACCUGUCAAGGAGCGCCGCCAGCAGAAGGCCGUCGUCGAGUUUCUCUGCGACCCGGACAAGGAGGGCACCGAGGGCGAGUGGGAGUCGGAGGACAAGUACUCCAAGCUUCGUCGCCGCGACGACAAGGAGGGCGACGGUGGCAAAGACGAGUCCUACUCGGAGCACCAGCUGAAAUCUGACAAUGCUGCGCUGCUGUGGGAGAGUUACGGACCAGAACAGGAUGCCGAUGUCCUGCGACUUGGCUGGCACACCAAGUACGCGUGCGAGAAGCGAGAUGGAAACGACGACGGCAACAACAAGGGUGACGGCGGGGGCAGCAGUACUUCGUGGGGCUUCUUCACCUGGCUUGUCAUAAUCGCUUUCUUGGGCAUCGCUGCGUAUCUCAUCUUUGGCUCCUGGCUCAACUACAACCGCUAUGGUGCUCGGGGUUGGGAUCUACUCCCGCAUGGUGACACCAUCCGUGACAUCCCGUAUCUGCUGAAGGACUGGACGAGACGCGUGCUGAACACGGUCCAGGGCACGGGGAGCCGCGGAGGGUACAGCGCCGUCUAG